Molecule: messenger RNA, 528 nt
Organism: Chelmon rostratus (copperband butterflyfish)
Lineage: Eukaryota; Metazoa; Chordata; Actinopteri; Chaetodontiformes; Chaetodontidae
Gene: nrn1la
Product: neuritin 1-like a
Exons: 3
Coding region: 1-528 (175 amino acids)
Biological process (GO): nervous system development; neuron projection extension
Cellular component (GO): plasma membrane
Source: RefSeq, a predicted model, not a curated record
AUGGCUGAGACGGAUAAAUGUGCCGAGGAGCUGAAUGGAAAACAGCGACAGCAGGGCAGGGCCAACGAGACUCGACGCAGGGCAGUGCUGAGCCCAUGCCCUGUUGCUGCAGCCAGAAGGUGUCACUCCAUCUAUAAGGGUUUUGCUCAGUGUCUGAUGGCUCUGGGCGACAGUCUGACGGAUAACGCCCGCAAGGACGAAGACACACACGAGAUACACUCCAUCUGCAGGUCGUGGGAUGAGUUCCAUGACUGUGCCAACGUGGCGAUGGCCGGCUGUCCAGAGGAAGCGGCGGCCGUCUGGGAAUCUCUCCGCCAGGAAUCCAAGAAGAUGCAGUUCUCCGGCAACCUGUACGACAUGUGCUCCAACCGCAACAACCUCCCCGCGGCCUCAGUGUCCCCGCACGGCUCACCCAGUCAGGAAGACAUCAACCAGGAGUCUCUACGAGGGCGCGCUGAUCACCUGGCAGGCUGCCUCCAGCUUCUCGUGCUACUGUCUCCUCUGCUUCUGCUGGUGUUUUGGAUAUAA